CUAAUAUCCCAAAACGCAGAUGUCGGUGAUAGAAGACAUGGGCAUGUGUGCGAAAGAUUAUUGAGCCAAACUUUGUUAAACUGGUUGCAGGGUAGGACGGUGAUUAAUUGGGCCAGGUUGUUGAUUGGGAUUAUAAAUCGGCUGCUGUUGGAUAGGAGGGGUACCUUGGCCUUGAACAGGUGAAGCCAUAUGCAAUCUCUGUAAUUGCUUCCGGUCGAAGGAGCUAGUGGAGGUGACGAAGAUGUGUAAGGAGAUGAAGAGGAUGGUGCCGGAGAUAUUGGAGGUGGAGGUUGAUCCGAAGGGAGGGCCGGGAAUAGUGGAGGCCGCGAUGAGGGUUUAUGCGGAAAAGGAGAGUGUGGUGGAGGUGUUGCAAGCGAUGCAGGGAAUAGAGGUGGCGAUGAAGAGAUCCUUCUUCGGUUACAAGCAGGUUGUGGCGGCAGUGAUGGAGAGUGUUGAGGCUGGCGGGAACCGAGUUGGUUCCGGCGACUCGCUGAUAGAAGAGGAGUGGGUUGCGGUGGGGAGGCGAAGAGGGCCUGACGGUGAGAGAGAGAGGUCUGUGUGUGUGAUUGUUGGAGGUGGGUAAGUUAAUGUGAGAGAGAAGA
Molecule: messenger RNA, 602 nt
Organism: Arachis ipaensis
Lineage: Eukaryota; Viridiplantae; Streptophyta; Magnoliopsida; Fabales; Fabaceae
Source: RefSeq, a predicted model, not a curated record